This is a messenger RNA of Scleropages formosus (Asian bonytongue), 3502 nucleotides long. Its product is annotated as NACHT, LRR and PYD domains-containing protein 12. NCBI's taxonomy places the organism in Eukaryota, Metazoa, Chordata, Actinopteri, Osteoglossiformes, Osteoglossidae. Bases 411 to 3185 code for a protein of 924 amino acids. Gene Ontology annotation, molecular function: protein binding. Gene Ontology annotation, cellular component: cytoplasm. The record is from RefSeq and is a predicted model, not a curated record. The transcript is spliced from 10 exons.
UGUGGCCCAUGCAGGGAUUGUGGACAUUUUUGUGUGUGUGUAAACCGUCUCAAACUAAAUAAACAUGCCUUAAUUCACAUAUCAUAUGAAUUUGAGUUUAUGUUGGUCUCGCCAACGUCUUCUAUUGUAAAAGCACACGCUCCCCGCCGGCGCUACAGUACGUCGACGGCGCGAGCGCGAAGCCGAGCCGUUAACCGCUUGCGCGCGCGCACACACACACAAAUGUGCAAUAAUCCUACGGACUAUCGCGAGAGGGAUUCAUUUUAAAGUAUUAGGAAAUAAUAGGCGUGUCCCGUCGCAGCCCCUCAGCCACAGUUCUCUGACCGUUGAGAGUCGCUCAGCCCAGCGAGAAAUCGGCAGACAGACGUGAGUCCUGUAGUGUGGAAACGUCCGCGACGUACAGAGUGACGAUGACCAGCGCGCGGAGACCGCAGAACGCCGCCGAGCCCCGGGACAGCUUACAUGAGCUGCACAAGGAGGCCAUGAAGGCCUACUCCUUUGAGACGAGAAAUACGUCUCUUCUCGGCGGUCAGUCCCCAAAAGAGGUGGUUCUCACUGGUCAGUAUGUCGCUUUAAACGUUGAAAAUACGGAUGUAAAAAAGGAUGGAGAAACAAGUUCCCCUAUUCUUGAGAAUACGUUGACAGCAGUGUUGUCACCAAGCAAAGAUAUGACAAGACUUGUCAUGCUGUUUGGUCCAACCGGAGUUGGAAAAACCACUGCUGUUCAGAAGAUGCUGCUGGACUGGACAGGAGGAAAACACCUCCAGCAGUUUGGUUUUGUCUUCCCCUUUGCUUUCAGGCAACUCAAUGUACUGAAGCAGGAGAUGACUCUGGAAGAAUUGCUGCUGAAUCAGCAUGGACAUCUUGCUCCUGAGUCACUUGGUCUGAUUCUGCAAACACCCCAGUCCCUGCUCUUUGUGUUUGAUGGGCUGGAGCAGUACCAACAUCAGUUGGAUGUCCUGUCAGAUUCUGACAUCUGCUCUCAGCCAAACCAGGCUGCUCCUGUGCCUGUGCUGGUCAGCAGCCUGGUACAUGGGGCACUGCUACAGGGGGCUUCCAUUCUGGUAACAGCUAGAACGAGAUCUGAACUGAAUUCUUCUUCUGAAGUUGACUGUAAACAUGUGGAGGUCUCAGGAUUCUCUGUUGAUCAAAGAAAAAUAUACAUUGACCAGUUCUUCAAGAAUCCUGAAAAUGCAGAAAAGGCAUUUCAACAUAUUGAGCAGAAAAUUGGCUUCCAAGAUAUUUGCCGUCUCCCAGUCUUCUGUUGGAUCACGUGCACCGUGCUCAAGGCAGCACUGGAGGCUAGUCAGGAUCUUCCUGAAACAUUGACCCAGGUCUUUGUCUCUGCCUUUGUCAACCUUAUCCAUGCUCAUGCUCUGGGGAAAACUGCAGCCAGGGACCUGAUGUUAGGCCUUGGCAGAAUGGCAGCACACGGUCUGCAGAACAACGCAGUGGUAUCUUCCCAAAAGGAGAUGGCAGCCUUUGGACUGCAGCAGUUCUUAACUUCCCCAGUCCUCCUGGGCUUCUUGUCCUUUGAAGGGGAUCCUACUUCAGACAACUGCAUGUUUUCCUUCCGUCUCCCCGCAGUGCAGGACUUUCUUGUUGCUGUAUCCUAUUACUUGGACAUAUCAGAGGGAAAGAGCUUGGAGGAAGUGCUGGGGAGGCUGGAAGGACGUGCAGCACUUUUGAAAAUUUUUCUGUCUGGCCUCUCCAGUGCUUUGCAACGGAAACCACUGGAAGGUGUUGUUGGGGAGUUUAGCAGUGACCGCCACUCAGAAUUUACAGGCUGGCUUAGAAACAGCACAGAGGAAGCGUUCCAAAGCUGGUCCAAGGAGAGACGCCUGUGCAGCAUCCGCUUGCUCCAUCAGUGCCAAAACCAGCCACUAGUAAAGGAGAUCACAGCUAAGCUGGGCUGCAGCCUGGGUGCCUCCUUUGAAGAGUUAACUGUCUGGGAUGCUGUUGCUCUAAACUACGUUGUUAUGUGUUGUGGGAACCUACAGGAUCUCAAUCUCUAUGGCAACAGAAGUCUAACAGAGGAUAUUACGCAGCGCCUUGUGCCAGCAUUCAGCUACUCUCACAAGUUAAUGCUGUCCAGCUGCAUGCUGAGUGCUGAGUCUUUUGUCCAUCUGGCUUCAGCCCUUGUGAGAGGGACAACCGUAGAGGUAGAUCUCUCCUACUGUCGCACAAUGGAUGAUGCUGGUGCCAAAGCACUGUGUGUGGGGCUACGCCAGAGCAGCCUACAGAUACUGAGAUUGCCAUCGUGCGGAUUGACAGCGGCUUCCUGUGAUGAUCUGGCCUCUGUCCUCGCUCAAGAGUCAUCACAGUUGCGUUUGCUGGACCUGAGGGCAAAUAAACUGGAGGACGAGGGACUGAUCCAGUUGUGCCGGGGACUAAGCAGCCCUCACUGCAAGUUACAACAACUUGGGUUGGAUUUCUGUCACUUGGCUGGAGAGUCCAUGGGGGCCUUGUCCCAAGCCCUAUGCACUGGCCACUCUGAAAUAAGAUCGCUCAACUUGAACAGGAACAAUCUGACUGACGCGGGACUGGAAUCCCUAACACGCGUUCUACGUAAUUCAGAAAGCAAGCUGCAACAUCUGCUGCUGUCUGACUGUAAUCUGACAAAAGCAUGUUGCGAGGGGCUGGCUGAAGCUCUCCGGUCGGGAUGCUGUUCCCUCAUGGAGCUGGACCUGUCUUGUAGUGACCUAGAGGACUCUGGAGGUCUGAAACUUUGUGAGGCCUUGAAAACACACGGCUGCCCCUUGGAAGUACUGAGGUUGGUACGUUGCGAACUGGGCCAGGCCACCUUCCAGGAACUUGGCUCGAUAUUGCGCAGUGGGAGCUCAAAGCUGAAACAUCUGGAAGUGGGCCUGAACAAUGUGGGCGACGAGGGAGCUAAAUACCUGUGGGAGGCUUUGGCAGACAGCCGCUGCCGACUGGAGAUUCUGGAUAUGGAGAUGGUCACGCUGACAGACAACUCUCUGGAAGACAUUUGCUCUGCUCUGAGAGCAAACCACUGUUUGAAGGAACUUGUCCUCAAGAACAACGGGUUGACCGACACUUCUGUUCCAUCCCUGGUUCAGCUGAUGCAGGACAGUAGGACCAUGCAAGCAAUGAACCUCCAAUACAACGACUUCAGUGAAGACGUCUUUGAAACAAUGGAGAGUUGUGGGAAAAUUAAAUAUUAAAAGGAAAGUAAAAUAUAUUGUGGACCAGCACAGCCAAGGCAAACUCGAAAGGGAAUAGGCUGCAAAGACAAAAGUCCCAUUUUCAGUUUACUACCAGUUUUCAACGUACGUUCAUUAAGUACAUUUAUUUUUCUAAAACACGCAGCUCAAGUACUAUACGCAGGUAAUAUAAAAAGUUACAUGUAUUAAAGAUGGCAUUGACUCACAUGUGCUUGAAGAAAGGUACUUAAUAUCUAAUAUCCAACAAACGACUGAAGCAGUAAAAGAAUUAUCCUCAUAUGUAAUAAAGCAGCUAAAUAAAUUACUUUACAUGCUUA